Papaver somniferum (opium poppy) is the source of this 2737-nucleotide messenger RNA. RefSeq lists its product as uncharacterized. The transcript is spliced from 7 exons. NCBI's taxonomy places the organism in Eukaryota, Viridiplantae, Streptophyta, Magnoliopsida, Ranunculales, Papaveraceae. The coding region runs from base 321 to 2369 and encodes 682 amino acids. The record is from RefSeq and is a predicted model, not a curated record.
UUAUUAUUAUUUCUCCUCGAGUCUCAUCAAUUCGCUUGUCUUCUACUCUCCUACACUCCUUCCAUAGAGAGAGAAACAAAGAAAAAAAAAGGAUCCGAUCUCAAUUCAUGUCGAUUCAAUAACACUACCUACUUAGGUUUUUUAAUGGUGAAUCAAAAAUCCCUAAAUUAGUCUUUCUUCACAACACAAACUCUUUCUGUCUCUUCUUCUGUAUAUAUUCGGAACCAUAGAAAAGAAAUAGAUAUAUAGAUGGAUUAAUUGAAUGAUUGAUUGAAGAGAGAAGAAAUAGACUGAGGUGGAGGAAGAAAAACAAUGUAUGAAUGGCUCAGUACAGACAAACAUGCUCAUCAGCAGCAUCAGAACCUCAUGUCUCACUUGGUAUUAGGUUUCCACACAAGCAGAAUGUACGAAGUCAUAGAAGAUCAGGUCGUGGUGGUUCUGAUAAGAACAAUAACAGUCGCAAGAUCUCAUUAACUUUGCUCGCCCUCAUUCUCUCUGUUGUUCUAUUUGUUACUGUUUUUGCUGUCUAUUAUAUAUCCACCAAAGAUAAUAAUCAUAAAGAACCUAAUAGGUUCGAUGAUCAGGAUGAUGAUUUGAGGAAUGACUCGGACUUCCUCACAAAUGUAACUCGAAUUAAGAAUAAAGUGCUCAGAUUUGGUCAUGGUUCUGUAUCUCAUGGCCGAGAUUCGAGGGAUUGGGACCGGGAUGACAGGAGAAGGGAUGAUGAAUACAAUGAGAAUGUAUCAGAUCUUGCUAACAUGGACGACGUUGAUAGUGUCUCUGCCGACAAGGAUCGUGUGAAGGAAAGGAUUAGAAUCAAGCAGCAGCACCUAAAACAGGACCAUAAAACCGUAGGUUUGUAUAAUGAAGCUGGCCGUGAUGAAUUGAAGCACUAUGAAGCAGAGUAUGAAGCCUCCCUAAAAAAUGUUGGGCAAGUAAACAACAAUGAACAUAAUGUAGUAUCAGAUGGUGAAAAUUUGGGGUUGGAAAAUGAAGGAGCUGAUUUCGAUGAUGAAUACGAUGAUGGUAUUGAUUCUAAUGAUGGGCGUCUGACAGAAAAUGAUGUCCAGGCCAAUGCAGCAGAAGGCGAUGAUGAUGAGAAUGAAGAGUCCUCUGAUACAAAAGACCCCAACUCAUAUAGGGAAUCUGAGGAGGACACUUCCCACAAUGAUGAUACUGUAAAGAUAGAUUCCAGGCGUGUGAGUGGCAAGGCAGCAAGGCGUUCUACUUCAGAGAAAAGAACAAAUUCUAGGAAAACAAAACCAAAGCGCCAUAAAUUUUCUGGCUCAUGUGAGAUGAAGUUCUUGAACUCUACUGCGCAGCUAGUAGAGCCUUUAGAAAGUCGAAAAUUUUCAAGAUUUGCAUUACAGUACACAGACAUAGAGGAGAGACCCAGUGGUCUAGAGCAGUGGGAGCCCAGAUUUUCGGGCCACCAGAGUCUCAAAGAAAGGGAAGAGUCAUUUUAUGCACGUGAUCAGAAAAUCAACUGUGGUUUUAUUAAAGGUCCUGUAGGAUCUGCAAGCACAGGAUUUGACUUGGCUGAAGAUGAUGUGAGAUAUAUGAGUAGUUGCCACAUAGCGGUUUCCUCGUGCAUAUUCGGAAACUCAGACAACAUAAGAACGCCUUAUACUAAAACGGUCACACGUUUAUCAAGGAAAAAUGUCUGCUUUGUUAUGUUUAUGGAUGAAAGUACAUUGCGAACAUUGUCUUCAGAAGGCCAGCAACCAGAUAGAGCUGGUUUUAUCGGCUUAUGGAAGGUUGUGGUUGUAAAAAAUUUACCUUACACUGACAUGCGGAGAGUAGGAAAGAUUCCGAAAUUCUUGACACAUCGACUUUUUCCUUCUGCAAGGUAUUCAAUCUGGUUAGAUAGCAAAUUACGUCUCCAAAGUGAUCCUCUUCUCAUCUUGGAGUACUUUUUAUGGCGAAAAGGUCAUGAGUAUGCUAUUUCCAACCAUUAUGAUCGUCAUUGUGUAUGGGAAGAAGUGGCACAGAACAAGAAGCUGAACAAGUUCAAACAUACCAUUAUUGAUCAACAGUUUGCCUUCUAUCAGAAUGAUGGGUUGAUGAGAUUCAAUUUUUCGGAUCCCAGGAAACUUCUUCCUAGCAAUGUUCCAGAAGGGUCUUUUAUAGUAAGAGCCCACACGCCUAUGUCCAACUUAUUUUCCUGUCUUUGGUUCAAUGAAGUGGAUCGCUUUACUCCGCGUGAUCAACUGAGCUUUGCUUAUACAUAUCACAAGCUGAGAAAGAUGAAUCCUGGGAAGCCUUUUCAUCUUAAUAUGUUCAAGGAUUGUGAGAGACGAGCUAUAGCCAAAUUGUUCCGUCACAGGCCUGAGGAUAAGCGUAACCUGCCCUUGCAAGCAACAGAGUGAACGACCAAUAAAUCUGAACUGGACAGCUGUUCUCGUUAUUUUCGCCAUGUUUCAUUCUUUGCUGCAUUGAUACCUCGUCCAGACUCCUUAAAAAUGGUGACACCGUAAUCAUCGUGAUUUACAGAGCCGUCGUAUGGACUAGGCCAGCUAGGCUGUUGCUAGAGCCUCAAAUUGUUGGGGCCCAAAUUUUUUAAUUUUUCAUAGUUUUUUUUUUUUUUUUAAUAAUUUUUUGAUAGUUGUUUUACCAUAUAGGAGUGCUCUGACAUAGUGUCAACCAUUGUUCUUGUUGAUACUCUUUUAGCUGUUAUUGAAAGCUGUUUGUUUUGUAACCAAUUUUUAUUUUAUAAGAAAUUAAAUUUUAUUAAGAA